Molecule: messenger RNA, 213 nt
Organism: Miscanthus lutarioriparius
Lineage: Eukaryota; Viridiplantae; Streptophyta; Magnoliopsida; Poales; Poaceae
Source: the annotation of a GenBank genome assembly
UUUAUUCUCUUUUAUGGUGUGGGAACAUUAGAAGAUUAUAUUUCACUGCUUUUUUUCCCCCACUGGAUGCCCAUAUUAUGGCUUGAUGGAUCACAUUUCACAAAAUAUCUUACCAUUCUUCUGGGAAAACAGAGAAGGCUUGCAGUUGCCAAACAUGCAUACUUGGAACAUCAUUUCAUGUUUACUGCAUCGCAGGCGCAGUUCUGGAGAUAA